This is a messenger RNA of Penicillium oxalicum, 321 nucleotides long. RefSeq lists its product as uncharacterized. Lineage: Eukaryota; Fungi; Ascomycota; Eurotiomycetes; Eurotiales; Aspergillaceae. The coding region runs from base 1 to 321 and encodes 106 amino acids. The transcript has a single exon. The record is from RefSeq and is a predicted model, not a curated record.
AUGCAUGUACCCGUUUGCUUCAACAGGGUCUCCAUCGUCCCCAUCGACGAUGGACAGAUGGACAAACUCACCAUGACCGAGGUCCGUGGCUGGCGCGACUCCACCGAUGACCGACCGCACCCCUCACUGCCAGUCCCAACUUGGUCUCAUUUGUCCGCCAUCACACACCAAAAGAGGUCUCGGGUGAUCCAGCCCCCAUCGAAGCAAAAUGGAGGAUUCAGGUCACUCGUGCCCCUCGUGUCAAUUGUGCCAAUCCUCGACCCCCGCGAUCGAGCGUCUCCUCCGCGAUGUAACUUGAUCUGCAGGUGGCGAGAGAGAUAA